This is a messenger RNA of Drosophila novamexicana, 2446 nucleotides long. Its product is annotated as protein RCC2 homolog. The record is from RefSeq and is a predicted model, not a curated record. NCBI's taxonomy places the organism in Eukaryota, Metazoa, Arthropoda, Insecta, Diptera, Drosophilidae. The transcript has 5 exons. Bases 199 to 1656 code for a protein of 485 amino acids.
UUUGAUUUUAGUUAUUUUUGUGUUGCGAACUGUGCACACACUUCAUCCUAUUGCUGGUUAGCGUUUUGUUGUUUUUGCUGCGUACGGAACAGGAACGGUAUACGAAAAGUUAUUAGUUGUAAAGCUUGAAAUCCGCAGAGAGACAAAGAUAGAGAGAGAGAGAGAGAGAGAUAGAGACGCAUUACUGCUAAUUGAAAGAUGUCGGCUAAGCGCAAGGCAGGUGGUAACGGGGCCGGUCCCAACAAGCGUCACCCAAAGAAGAAGGAAUCGGACUACGAGGAUGAGUUUAGUGAUGAGUCCGACGAUGAUUUGGCCCAACAGCAGGCGGCCGGCCAAAUGGAGGUGCUAAUACCACAUGAUAAUCUGGAUCCACCCAGUAAGCUGCCAGAGGAUCUACUGGCCACGCUGGAAAGGACGCCGGGACAGCUGCUGCUGGCUGGUAUGGUUACCUGGGAUCUAACCGGCAAACGGGAUCGAAAAAAUGUCACAAAAGUGCGUCCCAAUCUGUAUAGCUUUCAUCGCUUCACGGAUGAGAAGUACCGCUCCGUGGCCAGCGGUCCCACUGCGGCGCACACAAUACUCAUCAAUAUGGAUCGCAAGGCACUUGGCUUUGGCCGCAAUCCCAGCGGUCAGUUGGGCUUGAGUCAGGACAUCAAGCUGGUGGAGAAGCCCACAAUCAUUCCUGCACUGGAACAGCUGAACAUUGUACAAGCCGCCGCUGGGCGUCAUCAUACGCUUUUCCUUACCGACACGGGCACAGUUUACGCCUGCGGCGAGAACAAGUCCGGUCAGUGCGGCGUGGGCAAUGCACAUCCCAAUAUCUUUACGCCCACUCCGAUUAAUUAUCGUGGACCGCCUAUAAUACGCAUUGGAUGCGGAGCCGAAUUCUCAGUUAUUCUCGAUAUCAAGGGCAAUUUGCACACAUUUGGUUUGCCGGAAUAUGGCCAAUUGGGUCACAAUACGGAUGCCAAGUAUUUUGUGAAUGCCAAUAAGCUGUCAUUCCAUUUUGAGACAUCACCGAAAAGGGUUGUACUCUACAUUGAGAAGAGCAAGGAGGGACACGUGACACCCGUGGAUGGUGUACAGAUUGUGGACUUUGCAUGUGGCAACAAUCACACGGUGGCCAUCGACUCCAAAAAGCGCGUUUACAGCUGGGGCUUUGGCGGUUUUGGGCGCCUGGGACACGCCGAGCCCAAGGAUGAGAUGGUGCCGCGUCUUAUGAAGUUUUUUGAUGCCCAGGGUCGUGGCGGACGCAGUGUCUACUGCGGUUCAACAUUCAGUUUGAUUAUCAACGAGCUGGGCCUGCUCUAUCUCUUUGGGCAGAACAAGAAAACGGGCGAGGCCAACAUGUAUCCCAAGCCAGUGCAAGAUUUAGCAGGCUGGAACAUAACAGCAAUUGGCUGUGCCAAUACCUCAAUCAUGAUAUCGGCUGAUGAUACACUGAUUGCCUGGGGCGCAUCGCCAACCUUUGGUGAGCUGGGCAUUGGCGAGUUUCAAAAGUCGUCGACGGUGCCCAAGGAGGUGCCCAAAAUGGACAACAUUAAAAUACCUCAGGUUACCAUGGGCUAUUCCCAUACAGCAUUGCUUGUGGACACCACACACGAGGCUACCAAGCAGAAGUAUGAAAAGAUGCCCGAAUAUACUAUUGAAGAUUAGAGAAAUGGGUGCUCUUCAUUCCCCCAAAAGCAAGAAAACAAAAAGAAAUGAUUUAUAUAUUUAAAAAAUGAAAAACAAAAAAAAAACACACAUUAAGUAUACCGCUGCCAACAACAAUACUGCUCUAUAUACAUAGAUACUAUAAAAAACUUGAACUGAUCAACGAAACUCUGCUGCUACUUACUGAAAGAAAAAACACAAAACACAAAAAAAAAAAAACAACAACAAAAACAAAAGCAAUUAACUCAUCAACAUUUUAUGCUAUAAGUUUAAAGUACUUUACUACUCCGAACUUAACCAUCAUCCAAAAAUCAAAUAUCUCAAAUAUCGUUUGUGUAUUUAUCAGCUGUACGAUUACGAUUCAUAAUUUGGUAAUUAGUUUUCGUAAUUUAUUCUCUAUUUAUGAUCUAAUUUGUAUAAUUCACUGUCUUUAAUUUAUUGCCGCCCAUAAUUAGGCUUAAAAUUUGUCCAAAACCUCUAUUCCAAUCAAACAAAAAUACAUUUUAAUAUUUAUAUAUAUAUAUAUUUUAUAAAAUAUGCUGCUUAGUUAUAUAAGACACCUUCAUUUACAGUAUUGCAUUGUCCAUUUGCGACAGCAUCAUGAACAACAACAACAACAAUAACAAGAACAAAACAAAUAAACACAACUACAAUGUAUAAUUAAGCGCAUAAGUUACAUAAAUAAAUAUAUAUACAAAAACAAAAUCGAAGUAUACAACGGAAGGAAAUCCAAUACAAGUUGCAACUAUUUAAGUACAUCAUGCAUUAAUAUAUACAAAAAUAUUUAAAU